Messenger RNA from Coccidioides posadasii C735 delta SOWgp, 2099 nucleotides. RefSeq lists its product as uncharacterized. Gene Ontology annotation, cellular component: membrane. Gene Ontology annotation, biological process: carbohydrate transport; transmembrane transport. Gene Ontology annotation, molecular function: carbohydrate:proton symporter activity. Lineage: Eukaryota; Fungi; Ascomycota; Eurotiomycetes; Onygenales; Onygenaceae. The record is from RefSeq and is a predicted model, not a curated record.
UUGCUGACAAUACUCCGCUUCCUACUGCUCCCUCUUAGCCUGAAUAGGAGGUGACCAUCUCCGUACAGCAAAACCUCUUGAGCGUUAUCGUAUAGCGCACCGGAUGGUCUGAUUGAUAAAAUGCUCACGGGAAAUAUCUACUUCAUCGCCGCCGUCGCGGUCAUCGGCGGCGGCCUCUUCGGUUUCGAUAUCUCGUCAAUGUCCGCUAUUCUUGGAACGGAACAGUACCGUUGCUACUUUGACCAGUACCCGAAAGAGCCUGGGAGAGACUGCGGUGGCCCGAAACCUGAUGUGCAAGGAGGUAUCACUGCCUCCAUGGCCGGUGGAUCGUGGUUGGGUGCUCUCGUCUCUGGUUUCCUCUCUGACUGGAUGGGCCGUAAGAGAGCUAUCAUGGCUGGUGCUGUCAUCUGGGUCGUUGGCUCCGUUAUCGUCUGUGCGUCCCAGAAUAUUGCAAUGUUGAUUGUCGGCCGUAUCAUCAACGGUUUCAGUGUUGGUAUUUGCUCGGCGCAAGUUCCCGUCUAUAUCUCUGAGCUCGCGCCGCCAUCCAAGCGUGGCCGCCUUGUCGGCUGCCAGCAAUGGGCUAUUACGUGGGGUAUCAUGAUUAUGUUCUAUAUUUCAUAUGGCUGCAGCUUCGUUAAGGGAACAGCUGCUUUCCGUAUCCCAUGGGGGUUGCAGGCCAUCCCUGCCGUGCUGCUCUUCCUUGGUAUGCUUUUCUUGCCGGAGUCGCCCCGUUGGCUCGCCCGUAAAGACAGAUGGGAUGAAUGUCGUGCCGUCCUCGCUCAGGUGCACGGCAAAGGCGAUGCAAACUCUCCAUUUGUCGAGCGUGAAUUUCAGGAAAUCCGAGACAUGUGUGAAUUUGAGAAACGAAAUGCCGAUGUUACGUACUGGGAACUCUUGAAACCAAACAUGAUUAACCGCACUCAUGUCGGCGUCUUCACUCAAAUCUGGAGUCAGUUGACCGGAAUGAACGUUAUGAUGUACUACAUUACGUACGUAUUUGCUAUGGCGGGACUUACUGGUAACACCUUGCUGCUCUCCAGCAGCAUUCAGUACGUCAUCAACGUCGGCAUGACUGUUCCCGCGCUUCUCUGGGUUGACCGUUGGGGUCGUCGCCCGACACUGCUUGUUGGCGCUUUCCUCAUGAUGACCUGGCUCUUUGUCAAUGCCGCCGUUCUCGCCACCCGUGGUUCUCCAGCUCCUCCUGGCGGUCUUGGCGGAGUUGAAGCUCAAUCGUGGCAGAUCUAUGGACCUCCCAGCAAAGUCAUCAUCGCCUGCUCCUAUCUCUUCGUCGCCUCGUUCGCGCCCACCUGGGGACCCGUUUCAUGGAUCUAUCCACCAGAGCUCUUCCCCCUCCGUGUCCGUGGUAAGGCCGUUGCUCUCUGCACUUCCGCCAACUGGGCCUUCAACUUUGCUCUCGGCUACUUCGUUCCCCCGUCCUUCGUCAACAUCCAAUGGCGCACCUAUGUGCUCUUUGGCGUCUUCUGCGCGACCAUGUUCAUCCAUGUCUUUUUCAUGUUCCCUGAAACGGCAGGCAAGACACUAGAAGAGGUUGAGAAUAUUUUCACCAAGGGAGAUGUGCCCUAUGUCGGGACUCCGGCUUGGAGAACUAGGGUCGAUUACCGCAAGGCUGCCCACUUGGAGCAGACCGGUGUUAGGGACGAAGAGGACAAGCAGGCUGCUGAGCAUAUUUCUACUACGCGGAAGGGUGAUUGAUCGAUAUCCGAUUUUGAAGUAUUUUUUUUUCCUUUUCUUUUUGCUUUUCUCCCCUCUCCCUCUCUUUCUCUCUCUCUCUCUAUAUAUAUAUGUGGAGCGGGUAAUUAAGAUGCGGUAGUCUGGUAAUGUAUCACCACUACAAAAAUCCGGCUUGGUGGGACCCGGGAGUUUGCUAUACUUCUCUUCUCUUUUCUUUUUUCUUACUUUUAGUUGAGAAUGGCAUUAGCCAAGGACAUUGUAUUUCAGGCUGAGAAUUCUGCUUCUAACGGUUCUUUGAGCAAUGGAGUAACUGAGGUUUUGCUUUUUUGUGUCAUGGUUCUUUUCAAUGUGUAACUGUAUUCAGAUUCUCUGGCUUGUUUGUCUUUUAUUUGCUUCCUUGUGUUAAG